Messenger RNA from Stegostoma tigrinum, 5839 nucleotides. RefSeq names its product beta 3-glucosyltransferase a (gene b3glcta). The coding region runs from base 222 to 1751 and encodes 509 amino acids. NCBI's taxonomy places the organism in Eukaryota, Metazoa, Chordata, Chondrichthyes, Orectolobiformes, Stegostomatidae. The transcript has 15 exons. Gene Ontology annotation, cellular component: membrane. Gene Ontology annotation, molecular function: acetylglucosaminyltransferase activity. The record is from RefSeq and is a predicted model, not a curated record.
AAAUGAAGAAAAAAAAAUCAGGUGUACGUUCGUUCCUUGUUGCGGUCCUCGAGCUUUGAAACCUGUUUUUCAUGCUAAUAUAAGAAUCUGUAUUGGUAUGAAAGGCAAGGUGUCCAGGCUCUGGAGGGCGCUCCUACGUCGACUUUGCUGUGUGACCCUUUCUUGGCGGGUUACUGAAAUCUUAGCAGGCGCUCCGUCUUGGUCGUUGUUCGUUCCGGGCGAUGGUACCUAACAGCUGUCCGAUGCUGGCCGUGCGUGCGCAGCUCAUCCGUCUACUCGUGUUAUUGAUUUUCAACAUUGUUUCAAGAGCUGCAAAGGAACAAGACAUGUCAUCGCAGAUAUCAACGGAUGGCAGUGAACCACAGAACACGACUUUAGAGAUCGAUGAAAUUGUUUUUGUUAUUCAGAGUCAAAAACAACCCUUCCAUGUGACUCAAGCAAGAAACCUCAAACAAGAUAUCUUACAACAGGCAGAGGCCUUUAGUCAGCGUCUACCUACUGUGCUACUAAUCCAUGAAUUGGGCAAACAGGAAGGAACUUGGACAAUCAUUCCCAUAUUACCACACCUUUCAACUAAUUAUGGCAAGAAAUCCUGGAUUUUCUUUUGUGAAGAACAAACCAGGAUACAAGUUUCAAAGUUGUUGGAGGUCAUUAGUAGAUAUGACAAAACAAAGGAGUGGUUCUUAGGAAAGGGUCUGUAUGAUGAGCAAUCUACAAUUAUUCACCAUUAUGCUUUUGCUGAAGAUCCAAUAAUUUUUAAGUAUCCAGAUUUUGCUGCUGGCUGGGCCUUGAGUAUUCCACUUGUCGACAGGCUUGCAAAACAAUUGAAGAUAGAAAAACCUUUUGCAGAUUUUACUAUAGAUUUGAAACAUGAGAUUGCACUCUUUAUAUCUCAAAAAUCUAAUGGCCCUCAGCUGACUUCAGUGAAGGAAUUUUGUACAGAAGAAGUAACUGCAUUGAAAGCAACCAACUGUGCAACUACAUUUUAUACCUAUCUUCCAUUUUGUGGAAAACUAGUAGAGACGGGCAACAUCUUUUUUGCUGUAAAAACCUGCAAAAAAUUCCAUCAGGAAAGAAUACCAAUUGUAAAGAAAACUUGGGAGAAACAAGCAGCUCUAAUCGAGUACUACAGUGAUUAUGCAGAUAGCUCCAUUCCAACCCACUAUUUAGGAAUACCAAAUACUGAAAGAGGGCACUGUGGCAAAACGUUUGCUAUUCUGAAACGAUUCAUGAGUCGUGCUGUUCCUGAGGUUCCUUGGCUCAUGAUUGUGGAUGAUGACACGUUAAUAAGGUACUCUGACACCUUAAUGAGUAUCCCACGACUCCAAAGAUUAUUGAGCUGCUACAAUCCAAAAGAACCAGUUUUCCUUGGGGAACGUUAUGGCUAUGGACUCGGUACUGGUGGAUACAGUUACAUUACAGGAGGCGGAGGAAUUGUCUUUAGCAGAGAAGCAGUAAAGCAAUUACUUGCAAGUGGAUGCAGCUGUUACAGUAAUGAUGCACCUGACGAUAUGGUUCUAGGAAUGUGCUUCAACAGCCUUGGUGUCCCAGUAACACACAGCCCUCUUUUCCACCAGGCACGUCCAAUGGACUAUCCAAAAGACUACCUUGCACAUCAGGUUCCAAUUUCAUUCCAUAAACAUUGGAAUAUUGAUCCAGUCGAAAUCUAUCAAACUUGGUUGGCAAUAGAGGAUGAACCUGUAUCACAUCAAGUAAUAAAGGAGCCAAAAAAUGGAAGAGAAGAUUUAUGAAUGCUUUAAAGAUGAAAAUGCAUUUUUAAUGUAUCGAUAAAUAGUUCACUUAGUUUUCACUAAGAAGGAUUACAAAUUGCAUUGUGAUUUUUGAAACCCCUUCCAAAGCUGUAUGUGCAUUAAUAACUUUGCUUAAUACCUUUUAUAUUACAAAGUAAAAUGCUGAAUUAUAUUUGUAAUUCUCUUGGACAGUAUUUGACACAGUAUUUCUAGAAAGUAUGUGCAAUCUUUCAUUUCUGUUAAUGUUAAAAGUAAUUAUCUAAUUUUGUAAAAAUAAAGUCCUAUCUAUAUAUCUAUAUAAAUAACUUGUUUUCUUGUGUACAAACUGCCAUGUGCGACUUCAGUUUGCUUCUGUGAUAAUGAAAUUUACCUAGCGAAAGCAUGUUCUAUGUCAGCAGGAUCAGACUGGCCAUCCAUUUUACCUCAAGAUACACUGACAAUGUACAGCACAGAAAGAGGCCUAUCACUCCAUUGUGUUUGUGUUACCCAGAAAACAGCUAUCCAGUCUGUUCCCACUUUCCACUGCUAGUUUUCUAUCAAUGACAGCAUUUCACUUUUAUAUCCAGUUUUUUCUUUAGAUCAACUAAGGUUUUCUGUUUAUACAUUUUCAGGCUGUGAGUUUGAGACUUCCACCACCCAACUCUCGGUGAAAAGAAUUCUUCUCAAUUCCUUGUAAUCCUAUUGACAAUUAGUUACAUUUAAUGUCCUCUAAUUAAUGAUCUAUCUGCUAAGAUAAACCCUUUCUUCUGUUUGCUCCUAAAUCCUCACAAUUCUACACUUCAUUAUCCUCACCCUCCUCUGUUCCAAAGUAAAGCAUGAUGCCCCCACUAAACUUCCCUCAACUAAAAUUUUCCAUUCCUGACAACAUUUUCAUAAAAAAUGUUCUGAGGAAGGGUCACCAGACCCAAAAUGUUAACACUUUUUUUCCUUCACAGAUGCUGCCAGACCUCCUGAGCUUUUCCAGCAACUUUGUUUUUGCUCAACAUUUUCAUAAAUCUGCUCUGUGUCCUCUCUAGUAUGGUUACAUCCUUUCCUCCAAUAAGAUGACGUAACUGUGACCUAAUGUUACGCAAUUCUAGUGCAACCAUCCUACUAUUGUAGUCUGUAGCUCAGCUAAUGAAGGGAUUUAUCCAUGUGUCACUUUAACCACCUUACAUAUCUGCUAGUUAGCUUCAGAGAUCUACACUUCCCAAUAUCCUACCAUUUAUAUGGUAUUUUAUUGUUUUAUUCAUUGUCCCCAAAAUGUCUUUGAAUUCAAUUUACAGUUACUGCCCACCUAAUCUUCUUGCAGUCUAAAAUUUUCUUCCUCACCAUCAAUCACACACGUAUUUCUACAUCAUCUCCAAAUAUCUUUUAAUCAUUGGUUUACAAACGGGCAUAGUAUUGAGCCCUUUGGAACCCACCUGGCAACAGCCUUAUUGUCACAAAAACACAGCAGCUUUCGUUCUUGUCACUUAGCCAUUUUUGAAUCUGAUGUAAUAUUUUCCCUUGGAGCUCAUGGGCUAAUACUUUUCUGAAUUGUGGGCCAUUUCCGAAGUCUUGUGAAAAUACAGAAAAACCUAAUUUUUUUUUGGAAGUUAGCAAGGAUGAUCAGGCAAUUUAAUCAGACACGAUUUUCCCCUCAGUGAUUCCAUUCUGAUUAAUCUGCACCUUCCUAAGCAGCAACUUAUUCUGUUUUUCAAAGAUUUUACCAGUAAUUUGCCUGCCACCAAGGGGACUGGCCUGUAAUUACUCAAUCUAUCCCUUCUUCAGUUCUUGAAGAGCUACACAACAGUGCUAGAUUAUACUUGACACCAGUAGAAUGUAAAAUUAGUAGCAAGGCUUAAUAGUGAUUGAUACACAGUAAAUGGUGCAGAGCUGUGCAGAUUGUGAGGAAGCAGUGAAUGGGAGUCUAAACUUAAGACUUUGUUCAGAUCAUUGAACUUUGUACCAUAUUGUUGUUUGCUCAGUGAUAUCAUACUGUGAGCUCAGGUAUACUCACAUCAGUGAAUUCUCAUGUGUGCUUAGAAAGGGUGGCACCAGAAGUGGAACACAUUAUAAGUGGACAAGAGAAGGUGAGAGAUGUAGAGAUGGCUGUUGUUUUUUUCUAAUUCAUUCAUAGGAUGUGAGCAUCCAUCCCUAAUUGCACAGAGGACAGUUAGGAUUCGGCCACAUUUCAGUGGAUCUGGAGUCAAAUGUAGGCCAGCUGAGGAUGGCAGAUAUCCUUCCCUGAAAGGCAUUAGUGAGCCAAAUGGGUUUUAACUGACAAUCAGCAAUGGUUUCAUAAUCAGCAGUUGACUCUCAAAUCCAGAUAUGUUUCAGUAAAUUCAAAUUCCAUCUGGUUUUGAACCUGAUUCAAUAGAACAUCCGGUAAAUCUCUGAAUUACUAGUCUAUAUCCUCGUGUAUACAACCCCAUGUCAAGAUGAUUGACACAAUUCAGCACAAAGCAGCUUGUUUGCACCCCAUCCACUACCUUCAACAUUUACCCUGUCCACCAAUGUACAGUGGCAGCUGCGUACCAUCUACAAAACGGUAGUUUGGUUAAUAAAUACAGCAUUCAGUAAGAACAAACACCUCAAUCCCAUGGUCAUUUCUUCCACCUGCGUCUCCAUGACACUUACAAAGAAUGAGGUCCACAACUCAAAUGGCCCAGAAACAAAUAAAACUAAUCUAGCUUUCAAUCCUUGCUCUUGAUGGUUUUUUUUCCCUAAUUCUCCAAGGAUGUAAGAAAUGCUGACAAUGCGAGGUAUUCAUUGCCUAACUCUUAUGUCCCGAGGUUGAGCUCUUUUAUUGAAUAAUUGCAGUUCUUUUGAGGCAGGGACACCUGUUGUGCUGGUUGGGAAGAGAAUUCCAGGAUUCUAACAUAGUGACAGUGCAGAAGCAAUGGUAUGUGGCACGGUGGCUCAGUAGAUCACACUGCUGCUUCAUAGUGUGAGGGACUGGGGUUCAAUUCCACCCUUAGAUGACUGUCUAUGUGGAGUUUGCACUUUCUCCCUGUGUUGGUGUGGGUUUCGUCUGGGUGCUCUGUUUUCCUCCCACAGCCCAAAGAUGUGCAGGUUAGGUGGAUUGGCCAUGCUAAAUUGCUUAUAGUGUUGUGUAGAUUGGGUGGGUUAGCCAUGAGAAAUGCAGGGAUACUGGGGUCAGAGUCUGAGUGACGUAGUUCAUUAUCAAGUGGCUGCUUGAUCAUCCUAAGCAAUAUCAUCUUGACUGAAGUAGCAUACCUUUCUCUCAUACUCUAUCAACCUCUCUUGUUCACUUCUGAUCUGUUUUUCAUCUUGUGGCAUGCUUUCUAAUCACACAUGAGUAUUCACUGAUGUGCGUAUAUCUGUGUUUGUCGAGAGUGAACUUGAAUACUGUGCUGAAAUUGGCUCUAUGACUUCAAUAUCUUCCUUUGUGGUAGCACUGAUGAUUUCGCCCCCUCCAGGUGCCUCUGCAGGUAUGUUGAGAAGGAUAUUGUGGAAACCUGCCUCUGAUCAUACAUGCCUCCAUAGAGUGGAGGCUUCCCAAUACACUUGAAGUUUUGGCAGGGUCUUACCCAUGGGGAGUGCUCUGUAUCUGCUUUAGAGUUCAAUGACUUUUCAGUCUUUCCUACAUCUAACCCCUCUCUCCAUCAUACUAUUCCCCACAAGGCCUCAACUCAUACUAUAAAGUGAUGCCUCCUCCAUCCAGCAAAGGAAGGGAAAUUAAAGCACUCCCUUUGCAGGUAUGACUUCUUCCUGGCAUUCUACGUCCACUUGUCCUGUCAGGACAAAAGAGGCAGAGCUUCUAGUGGUUCUUUUAAAUAGCUGCAUUAAUAAUCCUCAGCAGUUUUGACCUUUGCUCAACUUAGAGAUUACUCGGUGCACAUGUUGCAGCCCUGUUUGUGAACCUUAAGCUCGUACACUUCUAAGAUGGCUCAGUUUAGGCUCUGUUUAACCCAGGAUUCAUUCUUUCUGUUUGCUUUUCCUUUUUCCCUUUCCUUUUUUCAAUUUUUUUUGGGGUUUUCUCAAACUACUUUGGCCUGUGAAGAGAGCAGAAGCAUUGCAGCAGCUGAGGGCCUGGAAUAGGACAGCCAGCAAUUAGGGGAGUCAGGGCAAAGCGAUAUGAUCAGAGGGUCAGGACAGAGCAA